Bufo bufo (common toad) is the source of this 1298-nucleotide messenger RNA. It is a transcript of the gene OTUD1, whose product is annotated as OTU deubiquitinase 1. Lineage: Eukaryota; Metazoa; Chordata; Amphibia; Anura; Bufonidae. The transcript is spliced from 2 exons. Gene Ontology annotation, biological process: protein deubiquitination. Bases 26 to 949 code for a protein of 307 amino acids. The record is from RefSeq and is a predicted model, not a curated record. Gene Ontology annotation, molecular function: cysteine-type deubiquitinase activity.
AGGGACACACAGCUCCUCCUGCACCAUGCCCGCCUUCUCCUACCUCCCCCAGGCGCCAGGCAGCGCUCACACCCACUUCAGACCCAUGUGCAGCCCGGAGAGGAUCGUGCCCAUCCGCCUCCUCCAGCCAAGCUUUGGGGGGUCGGGGUUCAGCAUGCAGAUCUCUGCCCCCCAGCUCCAGCAGAGCCAGGAGCCCCCGCCGUCCUCCUCCUCCUCUCCAGAUCUGCAUUCAUGGCUGAGCGAUAUGGUGCAGCAGGAAAGCCUCCGAUCAGCAUCGCCAGAGGAGGGGGGAAGAUACUGGCGACCCAGCACCUCGUCCCUGCAGCCGGCCGAUCAGGGCCCCAGGGGCCCCGCCGAUUCUCCCCAGGAGCGCCUGGCCUUGCAUUUAGCGGAGCUGGAGAAGCAGGACAAGUAUCUCCGGGAGAAGAAUCGUUAUCGCUUCCACAUCAUCCCCGACGGUAAUUGCCUGUACCGGGCGAUCAGCAAGGCCAUGUACGGGGAGCAGAACCUGCACUCGGAGCUCCGGGAGCGCACCGUCCACCAUGUGGCCGACCACCUGGACACCUUCAACCUCAUCAUCGAGGGGGACAUCGGGGAGUUCCUCAUCAACGCCGCCCAGGAUGGAGCUUGGGCUGGAUACCCAGAACUGCUGGCCAUGAGCCAAAUGCUCAAUGUCAACAUCCACCUGACCACAGGAGGUCGCCUGGAGUGCCCCACCGUGUCCACCAUGGUGCACCACCUAGGAGAAGAAGACCCUUCCAGGCCCAGCAUCUGGCUAAGCUGGCUCAGCAAUGGUCACUACGACGCCGUGUUUGAAGAACCCCUGCCCAAUCCUGAAUACGAGAGCUGGAGUAAGCAGAACCAGGCCCAGAAACACCGAGACCAAGAACUGGCCAGGUCCAUGGCCCUUUCCCUGUCCAAAAUGUACAUUGAGCAGAACUGCUCCUGAGAUGGAUCCCUUGAACCUUGAGGAGAUGGAGAGCCCUCCAGCACUUUAAACCUUCAUAAAACCCGCAGACUUGAGGCCUUAUGGUUGUUUUGUGUGAACCCCCCGCGUUAUUUCUGCUGGUGGCUCCAUCCCUGAGGGUCCAUGGUGGAGCGGUUUGUACCGGAAGUCUCUUCUGCUACAUUGUGUUUACUAGGUGGCCUUGUGGAGGAGAAGUGGACACUUUGUAUCAGUCUGGGCGGAGGGGGUGGGGCAGCAGCAUGGCGAGGGCUCCUUUCUUCUGUGUUGCAGCUCAGUAUUUAUUGACUAUAAUUCCUAUUUUUCAGGUUUUUUGUAAUAUUUUUUUGGGGGG